AUGUUUGGUCCAUUUAAAGGUACCUUGCCCACUUUAGGAGGUCUUCUUUGGAAAAGGUCGUGGAGAAUGUCCAAAGAUCAAAAGUUUAGACUCAGAAAGAGAAUGCAAUUAGUUGACAGAAACAUUGAAGUGUUGUACCAAUCACUCAAGCCUGCUGGAGAAGGUCAAGUAAGCACUGGUCACCCUAAAAUCGAUCACCUCAAAUUCGUGUUCCCCAAGGAGAAUGAAAUGAAGCCAGUUGAUAAGUAUACUACGUUCAACAAAAACGCUAAAAACUAUAGAAAGGCUGUACACCAUGUUCCCAAAUGGACCAAAUUGUCCUUUAGGGAGAAUCCAAAGUAUUUCUAG
Dujonia railenensis is the source of this 348-nucleotide messenger RNA. The record is from the annotation of a GenBank genome assembly. Lineage: Eukaryota; Fungi; Ascomycota; Pichiomycetes; Serinales; Debaryomycetaceae.